Molecule: messenger RNA, 723 nt
Organism: Hydra vulgaris (swiftwater hydra)
Lineage: Eukaryota; Metazoa; Cnidaria; Hydrozoa; Anthoathecata; Hydridae
Product: ubiquitin-conjugating enzyme E2 G2
Cellular component (GO): cytosol; endoplasmic reticulum
Source: RefSeq, a predicted model, not a curated record
UUAAAAAUUUGAUGAUAUAAAAUUUCUGUUUAUAGAUGAAAGUAUAAACUAAAGGUUUAGUUAUAAUUUAUAAUUACACACACACAAAAAAAGUAUAUAUAAAUAAAUAGUAUGGCAGGAGCUGCUCUAAAACGACUAAUGGCUGAAUACAGGCAACUAACAAUUAACCCCUCUGAUGGAAUUUUGGCAGGUCCUGCAAAUGAAGAAAAUUUUUUUGAGUGGGAGGCAUUAAUAAGAGGACCAGACGGAACCCCAUUUUCUGGUGGAGUCUUUGUAGCAAAACUGAUAUUUCCGCAUGACUACCCUCUUAGUCCACCAAAAAUGAGAUUUCAAAGUGAAAUGUUCCAUCCUAAUAUUUACACUGAUGGACGGGUUUGCAUCUCCAUACUUCAUGCACCAGGAGAUGAUCCAAUGGGGUAUGAAACAAGUGCUGAAAGAUGGUCUCCUGUUCAAUCUGUUGAAAAAAUUCUUCUUUCUGUUGUUAGCCUGCUUGCAGAACCGAAUGAUGAAAGUCCUGCUAACGUCGAUGCGUCGAAAAUAUGGCGCGACGAUCGAGAAAAAUUUAAUAGAAUAGCAGACGAAUGUGUUCGUAAGUCUUUGGGGAUUUUAUCUAAAUGACUUGUCAUUUACGUAACGUCAUAGAUAGUAAUGGAGUCAGUACAAGCAUUUUAAUUUCAACUGUGUUGUAGUUGUACUCGUAAAAAAUAUAUUUUUAUGAAUGAA